AAACAUGAACCAUACAUACCAACUUUAUGUCUGCUCCUCCUAGCCAGAUCAACUCACUAGGGGGGUGUGACUCUGCAAAAGGGGGAUUCGGGGUGUGUGGACCGGCAAUGCAAAACGGGUGCACCACGAAUAGGUCACCACACCGCCCACUUUUCCACUCGACGUGGGCCGCUGCAGGGGGUUUCUGAGCAAGUUGCGGGAGACUUGUCCACCCGAUAUUCGUGAGCCUCCCGGCCGUUCCGGGAGAAUAGCCAAGUAUGACAUGAACUGUUUGGAGUCCUGAGGACAAGUUUCAGAACCUAUGUUCACACAACAUUCUUGGUAGAUACAGUGAUCUAUCCUUUAUCUGACUCCCCCUCGGUGAAGAUGUCCCAUUCUUCCCCGGCUGAUGAAGGGACGACAUUUGAACACCUCUGGAGUACCCUGGAACCGGACAGUAACUAUUUCGAUUUGCCGCAGUCGAGUCAUUCAAACAACUCGGAGGUCUCCAAUCGCACAGAGGUCAACAUGGAUGUGUAUCAGAUGAGGAACAUGAAUGAAUCGAUCAUGUCCCAGUUUAAUCUGCUGAACAACACCAUGGAUCAGAGCAUCAGCAGCAGGGCAGCCUCGACCAGUCCGUACAACCCCGAGCACAACUCGAAUGUCCCCACGCAUUCCCCGUACUCUCAGCCCAGCUCGACCUUUGACGCAAUGUCUCCGGCUCCCGUCAUCCCAUCAAACACAGACUAUCCAGGACCGCACACCUUUGAAGUUACGUUCCAGCAAUCUAGCACCGCUAAAUCGGCCACAUGGACUUAUUCUCCGUUGCUGAAGAAGCUCUACUGCCAGAUUGCCAAAACGUGUCCCAUACAAAUCAAAUUAUCCAGCCCACCUCCACCGGGCACAGUCAUUCGGGCCAUGCCAGUCUAUAAAAAAGCUGAACACGUUACAGAAGUUGUAAAGCGCUGUCCGAAUCAUGAACUGGGGCGGGACUUUAAUGAUGGUCAGGCAGCACCAGCCAGCCACCUAAUCCGCGUGGAAGGAAAUAAUUUGUCACAGUACGUAGAUGACGCAGUUACCGGUAGACAAAGUGUAAUGGUUCCAUACGAGCCUCCGCAGGUCGGCACGGAGUUCACCACUAUACUGUAUAACUUUAUGUGCAACAGCAGCUGUGUGGGAGGGAUGAACAGGAGACCCAUUCUCAUCAUUAUCACUCUAGAGACGAGAGAUGGACAAGUAUUGGGCAGGAGGUCGUUUGAAGGGCGGAUCUGCGCCUGCCCGGGCAGAGACAGGAAAGCCGAUGAAGACCAUUUCCGGGAACAGGCAGCGUUAAAUGAAACGGCGGCAAAAAAUGUGAAUGCCAACAAGCGCAGUGAGUGUACGAUAACAGCCUGUAAACAGAGUCCCCAGGGAGUGCAAACACUUGGUACAAAUAUCAAGAAGAGACGACAUGGAGAAGAGGAGAUCUACUAUGUACCUGUUCGUGGUCGGGAGAACUUUGAAAUCUUAAUGAAAAUAAAGGAAAGUCUGGAGCUGGUCGAGUUAGUGCCGCAGCAGUUAGUAGACUCUUACAGGCAGCAACAGCAACAGCUUCUACAGAGACAUGCACACCUGCAGUCUCAGUCAUCCUACGGCCCUGGACUCUCUCCCAUGAAUAAGGUCCAUGCAGGGAUCAACAAACUGCCAUCCGUCAACCAGCUGGUGGGGCCGCCAAACCAGCACAGCGCAAACGCAGCAGCGGGAAUGAUGCCUAUGGGCUCUGGGAUGCUGAACAAUCACUCCAUGCAAACAAAUGGGGAAAUGAACGGAGCUCACUCCUCGCAGUCCAUGGUGUCCGGUUCCCACUGCACUCCCCCGCCACCCUACAACGCAGACCCUAGUCUCGUCAGUUUUUUGACAGGAUUGGGGUGUUCAAACUGCAUUGAAUAUUUCACAUCGCAAGGUUUACAGAAUAUUUAUCACCUGCAGAACCUAACUAUGGAGGAUCUUGGAGCACUGAAGAUCCCGGAGCACUACAAGGCCAUGAUAUGGAGAGGAAUCCAGGAGCUGAACAAAAGCCAUGACUACGGCGCCCAGCAGCUCAUUCGCUCCAGCAGUAACGCUUCCACCAUUUCCAUUGGCAGCUCCGGUGAGCUCCAGCGCCAGCGUGUUAUGGAGGCAGUACAUUUCCGCGUACGGCACACCAUCACCAUUCCCAACCGUAGCGGAGGCGAUGACUGGGCAGACUUUGGCUUUGAUUUACCCGACUGCAAGUCGCGCAAACAGUCCAUAAAGGAAGAGUUUGCAGAAUCUGAUAUCAACUAAAAUGAGCCUAUAAGUUGAGAACCGGGGAUGAAUCAGACCAAAAAUAGAGAUACCAUUGUCUUGAUUUUGAUAAAGCCAAAACCAAAUGGCAAAACUGUAUGCCACCAGAAGCCAAGACUAGUGGCCUAGGGAUAACUUCUUAGGUUUGGGCACAUCUGGUGGCUUUCACCGUAGGGUAAUUAAUUAGAGGAUCACCUGAGCACACAGAUGAUUAAUUGUUAGUGCUAGAUUUUUUUUUAUUAUUUUGUAGCCCAGUUUUUUGGAGUUGGAAUCACAGCAGCCAAAUGAACUGGACAACAUAACCCCAGUUGGUACCCCGAAAGUGAAUAUAUGUUCUUUUCUGUUAAGGCUACCACCAUUGAGGGGUUCGCUGUGAAUCGCGAAGACCUGUGGUUGCACACAAUUUGGGGAGACACCUCUAUCCCCAGACGUCUGCCAAUGGUUGGUGCAGAACACACUUUAAGAGGAAAAAACCGGAUGGCUCAACUUCCCCCCCGAUGAACUGCCAAAAAAGUAUUUUACCAGUGUCUUUUAAUUGUGUGUGAUGUUGCAGACGUUUCGUAUGGGUUUUUCACUACAUGUUUUGAACAAAACAUGACGUAGAGGUAAAAGUUCUGCACCGAAAAUGGUGUUUGCUAAGUUAAAAUAAUAAUUAUAAGGUUCAGUCAAUUCAGCUGCGUUUUAGGGGCACAAAGAAAAUACAUCUGUAAUUUAUGACUGUGACCUGUUGUCCUCAUGUAUAUAUUUCCCUUAUUCUCCGCCCUGUAAUAUUUUCAUUUAUUUUAUUUAUAUCUGUAAUAUAAAAUGUUCUACAGCUGUAGACUGGUAAUGACGGGAGUCAGGAGAACCGAGUGCUGCUCAGCAUUCUAUGCCGCAAGGCUCCCGAAUGUGCCAAUGGGAUUCAAUAAAAAGGACACACACAUUGUAUACCGUAUUGCUCAUUCGCUACCUGUUGUUUAUCUUCCACCCCGGCAACCUUUAGAUUUGUGCCUGUUUCUCUUGUAUCAAAAUGAUGGACAUUUCCUUUUCCUAUUCUUCAGUAAAGAAACCCUUGUGGUAUUUCUAGACGCUUAUAAAUUGGGAGAAAUGCUGGUAAUUGUACAUUGUGUUUAUGUAGAUGUAAAUAGGAAUACACAAAUGUCAGCAUUGUAUUUUGCUUAGGGAUUUGUUUUAGAGCACCUUCCUUUCCACAUGAACGACCAUAUUCUGAUUAGCAUAUGUACCCUGGGGUGUAGCGAGGGUGGCUCCGGUAGAGCUCGAGCUCCAGGCGCCGGAAAAGUUAGAGGGCGCGCCACGCUACUGUGGUGUAACAUAAGUGGCUCUACUGUGUUAUGUAACAUGUAUCAGGGGCUCUACUGUGGUGUAAUGUGAAUAACGGUCACUACUGUGCAGUGUAAUCUGAAUUGGUACUAUUCUGUGGCCAUGCCCUUUCCCCAUGAAGCCACACCAUAUAAUUUUUUUGUUGCGCGCCUUUGGUGCACGCUGUCCCUAUUUUAUGCAUGGGGGGUACCCAAAGGAAACUGAGCUCCACAAGGUCUAGAAUCAGCCCUGUCAUCAAUUUAGAAUUUUUUAAAUAUUUUUUCUUUUCAAAUUUAACAUGCCCCCAAUUCAGUACAGGGGAAGGGGCACCAAAACAUACCCUUGCUCCAGGCACCAUGGCACCUAGCUACACCUCUGUAUGUACCUGGCAUAUGUUAGAGAGAUGCAUUUUCUAGAAUUGCUGGUUACAUUUUCAGCUGGUAUUCGCACCCUAGUGCCAAUAUCUCUAGUAUGCAAAUAAGAGGGAGCGGACAGAUUCAGCAGCAUUCUAGUGGGUUAAACAAAGUCGAUAUUGUAGCUAAGGAAAGUAUUAACACUCCAACAUCAAGGGUAAAUGGUGUAAUGUUUUAAAAACAUGUUAUAUCCAUGGGUUCCGUUAAAAGAAUUGUUUUAAAAAAAAAAAAAAAACAUUACAAAAUGCCAGGAUUGUUCUGUAAUUCCCUCCAUCGUUAACCUACAAAGCAGUGAUGGGCAACCCAAUCAACUUCAAGGGCUGCAUGUGUGGCCCUCCAGCCUUCAAAAGGGACUCACACUACCCUUAAUGUGAAUGGAAGGAUAAAACGGCCACCCAAACAAAUUUGGUACACCUCACGUCACUCAUCCCAAAAUACCUAUAGCAUGUCCCUGACUUACUGCACUAUUCCACCCUAUGCCUCAAACAUCUCACCCAACACACAAUGCCUGCGCUGCACAUUGCUGCUCCGUAAACCACAUUUACCAUAUGAAACGGAUAAGGAUGAUGAUGAUGAUGGACUGUCAAUGAAAAUGCUAGAACACGAUUUACAUCUUUAGUACAGUGAAUAGGAGAAGGCAGGUGUUAACAUACUUAUUGUGACAUUUAUGAAAACUGUUCUAGAGGGAACUAUCAAGGAAAGAUGGUACUGUCAAUAGAGACCAAUGAGAGAUUUGCUUGCUUUGUACUACAAAAAUGAAUUGUAGUAAUCUGUUUGGUAACACUAUUAGACCAUCAGUUAAUUUUGGCCCAGGUCCUACCAAUUGAAAUAGUCAGUACCACUCAGCUGAAAUGGCUUCAAGUUUAUUAAAGGUUCAUCGCACAUGAAGAUAAGUCACAGUAACGGAUAGGAAAACAUCAACUGAUGUAAGGCAUGUGAAAGAAAUAUUGCAUAAACCUAUUACACGUUUCACAGGUUUGCUGCCCACUUCCUCAGACUUGUGAAUACCAAUAUUUCCUGGAGUCACGUUUGGCCCUUGUCCUGGUGCUGCGAUGAGAUAAAAUGUGCUUUGGUGGCAUACUAAG
Pseudophryne corroboree (corroboree frog) is the source of this 5080-nucleotide messenger RNA. RefSeq names its product tumor protein p73 (gene TP73). The record is from RefSeq and is a predicted model, not a curated record. Gene Ontology annotation, cellular component: nucleus. Gene Ontology annotation, molecular function: protein binding; DNA-binding transcription factor activity, RNA polymerase II-specific; RNA polymerase II cis-regulatory region sequence-specific DNA binding. The transcript is spliced from 14 exons. NCBI's taxonomy places the organism in Eukaryota, Metazoa, Chordata, Amphibia, Anura, Myobatrachidae. Gene Ontology annotation, biological process: regulation of transcription by RNA polymerase II; protein tetramerization; apoptotic process. The coding region runs from base 367 to 2283 and encodes 638 amino acids.